This is a messenger RNA of Vicia villosa (hairy vetch), 1074 nucleotides long. RefSeq lists its product as uncharacterized. Lineage: Eukaryota; Viridiplantae; Streptophyta; Magnoliopsida; Fabales; Fabaceae. Bases 1 to 1074 code for a protein of 357 amino acids. The record is from RefSeq and is a predicted model, not a curated record. Gene Ontology annotation, molecular function: nucleic acid binding. The transcript is spliced from 4 exons.
AUGAAAGAAGACGUGGCACAGUUUGUGUAUUCUUGUUUAACUUGUCAGAAAUCGAAGAUUGAACACCGGAAGCCUGCAGGGUUGAUGCAACCGUUAGGAAUUCCAGAAUGGAAGUGGGACAAUAUUUCGAUGGAUUUCGUAACGGGGUUGCCUAAAACUGCGAGUGGACACGAUUCGAUAGGGGUGAUUGUUGAUAGGCUUACAAAAUCAGCUUAUUUCAUACCUAUUAAGAUCACGUAUCCAGUAGCAAAGUUAGCCGAGAUCUACGUCAGGAUGGAUGGUCAAACUGAAAGAACUAUUCAGUCUCUAGAGGACUUGUUGAGAGCAUGUGUUCUCAAACAAGGAGGUUCGUGGAGCACUCAUCUUCCGUUGAUCGAGUUUACUUAUAAUAACAGUCAUCAUUAUAGUAUCGGGAUGGCACCUUUUGAAGCGUUGUACGGUCGGAGGUGUAGAACUCCGCUAUGUUGGCACGAAUUCGGCGAAGGCGUAGUACUUGGACCGGAAAUUGUACGAGAAACUAUAGAUAAGAGAGUUGGGACUGUUGCUUAUAGAGUGGCAUUACCGCCUAACCUGUCAAAUUUGCACGAUGUGUUUCAUGUGUCACAACUUCGGAAGUAUGUUCCAGACCCAUCUCACGUGAUUCAUAUGGAUGAUGUGCAAGUGAGAGAGAAUCUUACGGUAGAGACGAUGCCGAUUCGGAUCAUAGAUCGUGAGAAUUAUCCUCUGUCAAUCUUUGAUAGAGGUUUUGGUGUUGAUCUUAUUUGUUUUCCGUUAAGGAAUCUUGAUGUUAUCUUGGGAAUGAAUUGGUUGGAGUUCAAUCUUGUUCCCAUCAAUUUUUAUAAUAAGUCGGUGCGGUUUCUUGCUUCUGAUGAUGAGGAAGAAGUUGGUUUCUUAUCUCCUAAACAAUUGAAGAAGCUUUCGGAAGAGGAUGAUCGGGUGUUUACAUUAUUCGCAUCCUUGUCUGUUGAAAAUCAAGUGGUAAUUGAUGAGUUACAAGUAGUUUGUGAAUUUCCAGAGGUGUUUCCAGAUGAUAUUUCAUAUGUGCCGCUAGAGAGAUAUGAAAUUUACUAUUGA